Bombina bombina (fire-bellied toad) is the source of this 2538-nucleotide messenger RNA. RefSeq names its product transmembrane BAX inhibitor motif containing 6 (gene TMBIM6). Gene Ontology annotation, cellular component: mitochondrial membrane. Lineage: Eukaryota; Metazoa; Chordata; Amphibia; Anura; Bombinatoridae. Gene Ontology annotation, molecular function: enzyme binding. Bases 148 to 861 code for a protein of 237 amino acids. The record is from RefSeq and is a predicted model, not a curated record. The transcript has 10 exons. Gene Ontology annotation, biological process: negative regulation of RNA splicing; negative regulation of apoptotic signaling pathway; negative regulation of endoribonuclease activity.
GUUGUACUGGUGAGUAUUGGUGGAGCAGCUCCAGGUGAGAUACUUGGGUUUGACGUUAUAUCAAGGAAUCAGAGCAGCGCGUACGGCAAGUGAUAUUCAACGUUUUCUUUAUUGAGGUAACUGUACGACUCAUUGACAGCAAGCACAAUGGACUUUCUUGAUCGGAAUAUCAACUUUAAUGCUCUUGUCAAGUUUUCACACAUUUCUCAAUCAACACAGCAGCACCUGAAGCGGGUAUAUUCCAGUUUUGCAAUCUGUAUGUUGAUUGCUUCUGCAGGCGCCUAUGUGAAUGUGGUCCUCAGAUUCAUGCAGGGCAGUUUUCUGUCUGUCAUAGGCUCACUGGGCAUGAUGAUGUGGCUCAUGUUCACUCCCCACAGCCCUGAGAAUGAGAAGAAACGCUUGGCUAUCUUGGCUGGAUUUGCUUUCUUUUCUGGUGUUGGUUUGGGUCCUGCAUUAAAUCUCUGCAUAGCUGUUAAUCCUAGCAUCAUCCCUACUGCCUUCCUUGGCACCGCUGCCAUCUUCACCUGCUUCUCUCUCAGUGCCCUGUAUGCUCGGAGACGUAGUUUUCUGUUCCUGGGAGGUGCCCUGAUGUCUGCUUUGAGCAUACUUCUUCUUUCUUCCUUGGCGAAUAUGUUUUUUGGAUCUGUUUUGCUUUUCAAAAUGCACAUGUACAUUGGUCUCCUAGUCAUGUGUGGUUUUGUCUUGUUUGACACUCAGCUUAUUAUUGAGAAAGCUGAACAUGGGGACAAGGAUUAUGUCUGGCACUGUGUGGAUUUGUUUUUGGAUUUUAUCACCAUCUUCAGGAAGCUAAUGAUAAUCCUGGCUAUGAAUGAGAAGGAAAAGAAGAAAGAAAGGAAGUGAACAUGACUGCCCAAUUUUCCUCCUGAUAUUCUUUUGGGUUUUCAUCCUUUUCUUCUGGUGGCUUUGUGUGCUAUGGUAUAAUGGAAAGCUUGGGAAUCGCUUUAAACUUUGUACAUUUUGUUAUAUGAGCUUUCUCUCUUCCCUUGAUCUCUGGUGUUUUGCUGAUUUUUCAAGGGGCUUCAUUUUUCUCUUUUCCCACCAUCUGAAAAGUACACCUUGUUGCAGUGACUCACAAGUUCAGUCCUCAAGAACCACAUAUACUUGCCGAUGAUUCCAAGUUUCUAAAUUAGUGUGAUAUUUUAUUUUUAAAUAAAAAAAAAAAAAACUAUAUGGCCGGUUUGUGGUGCUUAAGGAUCUCACUACUUUGAACUUGCUAUAGAGUUUUUCCUGAUCAUAUAAUAACCUCUACCUAAUGUAACAUUCCCUCUGUGGCAUAAACCCUUUCUUUCUCUGGCAGUACACAUUGGUUCCUUGACUUUGAAACCCUUUCCAUAUCUGCAGCACUUUGAUUCUUGGAACCUAGCCCAUUUUGGCAGAUAAACAGUUUGCUCACCAGCACCACAAAUAUUUUUCUGAAAGACCCUAAUAUUGAAGGAUUACUCUUGGACUGAAAAUGCUUAGUGCAAUGUGGUGUUCCUCAGGGAUUACUUCUUCUGCGAUCACCUGUUAUUCUACCACUUUUACUGGGGUUAUUAGAUUUAGAGCACAUCUCUUUAACUGAUCAAGAUAAAUGGAAAACAGGAGGCCCAGUCUGCUUGCUGCAUAUGAGCUAGAUCAAGAUUAGUAGCCAGGCGCUGCUUGUAGGACCUUCUGUUUCUGCUAAGUCUUCAUUUGAGAUCAAUAUUAACCCAAUUAUUAAGUUGCUGUUUCAUGAAGGAAGUAAACCUGUGUUAAAAGCACUAGAUAAAUAUCCGCUAAUGUUCCCUACUCGCCAUCUUUUCUCCCUCUUUUGGCACCCUCUGUAUUUUAAGGUCAUCUGUUAAGAUCAGGAUUGCAACAAGAAGCAUAUCUCGUAUAACAAAAGUGCGAGUUAAAUCCCCCCCCUUGCAAAAAAAAAGUGUUUACAGGCCGCAGCUAUUUGUAGAUGUUUUAUAGACCUGUAUUAUAUGGAUAAUUAGGUAAGUUUAUUUUACAUAGGAGCAGCAUCUCAUUGCGUAUGCUCCUGCAACAGAGAAAAGACCCUGCAACAACCUCUUUAAGACAUUUUUGAGGAAAAAAAACACUUUCUUUAACCCCUUGGCUGCCAGAAAGGGUUGUAAUGUAGCAAAUUGCACUCAGACAGCCAAUUUCUAUUGUUUGGAUUUUACUAACACAAGGAUCCAUCGUUUCCAGCAUUUUACCCAUGAAGCCAUAGAUGGGAAGAGGUUAAGGUCUGAGGCUGUGUGCAGGAGUUUGGAUUAUAAAGUGUUAUUUGUCCCCGCUGUUCCUUCUCCCUUAACUUUUUGCAUGCUUUUAGGGAUCCCGCAAGCUGCUUUAGAAACAGUGCCAAGAAUUACCCUGAAGGAAAUAAAAUCUAUGUGAAAAAAAUGUCUAACAAGUUUUCAUAAUCACUUUAUUUUAUAGUGCAGUGAUUAACUGAUUACAUAUAUAACUCCAACUGUGAAGACUGGGAGAAUUUUGAUUAUAUAAAAAUAUUAAUAUGUACAAAUGGAAUAAACUGUACUAAAAUAAACAGAA